AUGAAGUGGAGUCUUCUUCUCACUCUCUUACCCCUAGCCAUCUCAGCUCCGGCUUCAUCAAACAGCACUGCUACAGGAACAGCAGCUGCUGCAUCAUCUACUUCAACGAGCAGUAGUGCUGGUGGUAAUUCAACAUCUACCAAUCCAAGUGUAACGAUCUAUCCAUCAACUUCAAAUGGUAAUCCGGUUGAAAUCACAGGUUUGAAUUUUGAGCAAUUCGGUCAGGAUGUAUAUUUGGGUGUACCAUACGCUCAACCUCCCGUUGGAGAUCUUCGAUUCAGACCACCACAAGAUUAUACAUAUAAUUUCUCUGUAACUGCACAGACUCAACCUCCAGCUUGUCUGCAAGAUCCAAGUGGAGUGUCCAAUGGACAAUCAGAAGAUUGUCUGUUCUUGAACGUGUUCGCUCCUGAGGGGGCUAAUGGUCAGACUGCUUGGUUGCCUGUCAUGGUCUGGAUUUACGGCGGAUCUUUCACUUCUGGAUCAGCUAGUCUAUACAAUGCGACUGCCUUAGAAGCUUAUGCAGCUAAGACCGGAAGACCGUUCAUUUUCGUUGCUCUCAAUUACAGACUUGGAACUUUUGGUUGGCCAUAUGGCUCAGGGUUCGCAGAGAACGGAGCGGCGAAUCUCGGUUUGAAAGAUAUCAAAAAAGGAUUAGAAUGGGUUCAGGAGAAUAUUUGGGCUUUCGGUGGUAACCCUGAUCAGGUCACUGUAUUUGGUGAAUCUGCAGGAGCUAUUGCCAUUUCCUUAUUGUAUUUAGAUGAAAAUAUCAAUACAUUCAAAGGAGCUAUAAUGGAAUCUGGUGCUCAAUCAACCUUACCUCUUGGUCCUACAGCUUCAACAUGGGAAGAUGUAUAUCAAGCUUUACUUCAGGCGACAAAUUGUUCUUCUACACCUCCAUCAGCCUCAACUGCCAACACUACAACUUCUCCUUCUACUCAAAGUAACUCUACAUCAUCAGGAUUCGAUUGUCUCAAAGCUCUUCCUGCGGAUGCAUUACUAAAAGGUCAAUUGACAGUUAAAUCGAACCUUCUUUUCUCUGGUUUCGUUUACGGCCCAAGUAUCGAUGGAGACGAAAUCCCCGAUUCUCCGCAUACCCUUUUAUCUCAAGGUAAAUUCGCCAAAAUACCUUUCAUAUCAGGAAACAACAAAGAUGAGGGAACGGUGUUCGUGCCUUCUUUUGUCAAUUCCACCGCCUUGGGCUUACGAGAAUUGGCAAUUGUCGAGCCUGUCGAUCCGUCCAACACCACGAUUGCUCAGGUCUUAGCACUAUAUCCCGAUGUACCAGCGUUAGGAUCUCCUUUCGAUACUGGAAAUGAAACUUUCGGUUUGGGCUCAGCACAUAAGCAAACCGCAGCUAUCUUUGGAGAUGCAACUUUCCAAGCCAACAGAAGAUACUUCUUACAACAAGCUAAUGCGCACGGAUUAAAUCAAACUUGGACAUAUCAAUUCGAACAGCUUACACCUGGUGCCGCGGGAUAUCUAGGAGUUUACCACGGUAGUGAAAUCCCCUAUGUCUACGGAGCGCCUUUGGCUGGUGCCGGUAACUACACUGCUGGAGAUCUAUCUUUAUCCGUAUCAAUGAUGGACUACUGGUUGAAUUUCGCUUAUUACAACAAUCCUAAUUCACCUGAUGAAUCUUCAUCGUCAUCGUCAAAUUCAACUAAUUGGCCAACUUAUACCAAUGAUAAGAACAUCCUAAGAUUGCUGGCUAACAACGUUACUGUCUUCACUGAUGAUUAUAGAGAAAAACAAAUGGAUUUCUUCUUGAGUCAACCUACUCAAUUCAAUUACAAGAGAGGAUUACCAUUCGGACAGAGGGUCUAA
Messenger RNA from Kwoniella shivajii, 1827 nucleotides. RefSeq lists its product as uncharacterized. The record is from RefSeq and is a predicted model, not a curated record. The transcript has 13 exons. Bases 1 to 1827 code for a protein of 608 amino acids. Lineage: Eukaryota; Fungi; Basidiomycota; Tremellomycetes; Tremellales; Cryptococcaceae.